CCAAACAUUAGUGUUUGGGGAAACUGUGUGUAGUAGCAACAGCGUCGUGUCUAACGUGGUUUGGAAAAAACGCGGGCUAGUUGUGAUGGUUACACGGCUUCAUGUCUGCAACCGUUAUGGAGACCGAGUCCCGGGACGAGAGCAAGACCGUGGUUGUGUCCGGUGUCCCCGGUGUGUUAACCGUGAGCAGGAUGGUUGACAAGCUGACUAUUCACUUCCAGAGCCGCCGGAGGAGUCACGGAGGAGACGUCGAGGUGGUCACAUACCCCACCAACAUGGAGGGAGUCGCCUACGUCACUUUUGACAAAGCUUCAGAUGCAGAGAACGUGGUUCGAAAGGAGCAACACAUCAUGACGGACAAUGAGUUUUCUGAAGACUACCUUCUCACUGUGUUCCCCUUAAGCGGAGAUGUGUUUUUGUAUGUCUCCAGCGCUAAGGUGGAUCUCUCCGUAUUUGGCAGCGAUCAAGCGUCACUGAUUCGGAGUCUGCGUUCAGCUCACAGGUCGCUACGUUUCCAGCCUUUGCCCCACCGAAGGAAAGCCACCAUUGAGGGGCCUUUCGCUGCCAUCGAGGCCCUGAGAGAGGACCUCAUCCGCAGGGCCAGUCAGCUUAACGCCACAGUCUCAGCCCCAACUGCCACUGCCGGGCUAAGAGAAUCUCCUCUUAAUCCGAGGGUAAUAUCUCAUCACAAGUUUGUCAGCUCUGUAAGCUGCAGCGGUUCUAAAGCUAAGCGGGGACCAGCGGACUCGAACAGCUUAUCAACACCGCUGCAGAGCACAGGUGAGGCAACUCAAGUCCAAAGCCUGCGCUCAAACACAGAAACUCAAAACACUUCCUCGAGGCAGAAAGUUUCCUCGACUGUACGGAGCUUUGCUGUCACAGACAGUGUUGAAGGGGAAAGGCUGAGAGCUCGUUCCAUGCUUAAAAGCCCCACAGAAUAUAGAACCAAGACAAGUCCCAGACAAGUGUUAGGGGAGGAGAUCAAUGCAGGGAUUAGAUCUUCCUUAUCAGGCCUGGACUUGUUCCCUGCAGAGGAAAUAUCAGCAAAUCAUCCAGGAGUAGACGAUAUUUCACAAAAACACACCAGACCAAACAGGAUUUCAGCAACCGAGACCAGAGAGGAGAAUCAUCUGAGCUCCCGCCACAACAACAGAAGGGACUAUCUGAAAGACUCAGAUCAGAGCAGCUCAGCAGUCACCACUGAUCGACUCCAGACCAGACUUAAAAAUGUCUUGUCGUCCUCUGAGAGCAGCACCGAGGAUUCAGAAGUGCUGUCUGCAAUCUGUCCAAAGGAUCCGGAGGAUACGAGCAUCUGGGUCGACUCACACACAUACAGAUACAUUGAACAAUUUGACAGGAAGGAGUUAGACAGAUGCUUGAGAGGUCUCAAGGUGUGUGGUGUGUGCACUGAGGGAACCGACCUCAUGCGAAUAGUGUUGACUGAGAAGCAGACCUCCGAGGCGACCUCAACGACCCAGCAGGCCGUGAAAGACGUCGAGGCUUUGGUGGAGGGUUGGAUGUCGAUCUUAAGAGUUCAUCAGAUCCCGUAUGACGAGGAGAAGCAUCCUCGGAAACAGAAACUCCUUCAGAUGUGUAAUGAUGUGAAUGCCCUGUUCGAUCUUCCUGUUCUUUAUAUGAUCGAGGACUCUUGCAUAAAAGUGGUCGGUCCCUCAGAAUCUAGUUACAUUUUCUAUAAGAGAGUGGAGCAUAGACUCAACUCAAAGACAUACUUGUAAAUCACUCUGAAUCUUAAUAGCUGGAGCUAAAACAAAUUAAUGUACUUCAUUCAGUGGCCACAGGGUGGCGCAGUCGAGCUGCGCGUUGAUUCCUGUACGGUUUGUGUAUGAAAUCAACAUCUGUCUUAUUUAGUUCUUAUGUCACAGCCACAGUUGUGAUUCCUGUGGUGCACUGGUAGAUAAUUAGAGUAAUAUAAAUUAAUAAAUCUGUGUCUAUUACAUAUCUGCUUCAGAAUACGCAUGUGAAGUACUCUUAUUAAAUUAAAUUAAAAAACAUAAAACAUC
Seriola dumerili (greater amberjack) is the source of this 2021-nucleotide messenger RNA. RefSeq names its product RNA binding motif protein 43 (gene rbm43). The coding region runs from base 102 to 1736 and encodes 544 amino acids. The transcript has 3 exons. Lineage: Eukaryota; Metazoa; Chordata; Actinopteri; Carangiformes; Carangidae. The record is from RefSeq and is a predicted model, not a curated record.